Molecule: messenger RNA, 834 nt
Organism: Lachancea lanzarotensis
Lineage: Eukaryota; Fungi; Ascomycota; Saccharomycetes; Saccharomycetales; Saccharomycetaceae
Gene: SWP1
Product: LALA0S02e11474g1_1
Exons: 1
Coding region: 1-834 (277 amino acids)
Biological process (GO): protein N-linked glycosylation
Cellular component (GO): membrane; oligosaccharyltransferase complex
Source: RefSeq, a predicted model, not a curated record
AUGUUGUUCGCUCAAUUUGUGCUAACGGCUCUUUUAAGUAUUCGGUGCGCCGCAGCAUUGACCGUCAAGCAGCCGCAUGUGGCAUUUACUUCCUCACGUAGGAACCCUUUGGCGUUGAGUCCGCUCUCUAGCAGCUACGAAAAACCGGCGCAACCAUUAAAAAUCGAUCGUGCCAACGAAACAUUGGAGCUCAGUUUCUCCAUUGAUGCUGAGGAAACUCCAGAGCAGGCAAUCCUGUUGUUGGGAUCUAUCGCCCGAGGUGUAGAAAUAAGCUAUGAGCCAAUAAUAAAAAAGACACAGGGUGCUUCUACUUACAAGUUCCAAAUCCCCGUUGGAAAGCUUCCCGAGCCUCUGUUGUACUUGUCGGUUGUCUCCAAGGAAUUUUUGACGGUCACGCUGGUCUUGGCAGGUGCAAACAGUGACCCCACCGAUAACAUACUUGUGGAGCUCUUUGAUGUGGACCUGAUCUUCGAACUCGAGAAGCAGCCAUCUUGGCCAGCCAGAAUGGGACCCAAGCCACAAAUCACUCACAUUUUCAAGGGCGCUGCCAAAACUGCACCUGCUUGGUUGACUCGUUCCACAAGCGUCGUGGUAGCCGUAUGUUUCGCAGCAGUGAUCGUUGCUUGGCAAGUAUUGGGAAUUUUCUCAGCUGUGCGUUUUCCUCUCACUAGCUCGAGAACUCUCUACGCGCUGGCAUUCAUUGGUAGCGUCAUGGGCAUGGAGUGUGUGUUCGUUCAAUACUACCUUGGCGCAAGCAUUUUCGUCACACUAGAACAUGCAUUCUACGCUUCCGUGGGCAGUCUUCUUGCAGGCGCCAAGCUACUUCAAUCUUAG